Strongylus vulgaris is the source of this 240-nucleotide messenger RNA. Lineage: Eukaryota; Metazoa; Nematoda; Chromadorea; Rhabditida; Strongylidae. The record is from the annotation of a GenBank genome assembly.
AUGCAGAGGACAGAGCCGAAGGAUAGCCGCGAGGUGAUAGGAUCUCGUGCGAAUCGACAAGAUGGACAUCAGAUGGGUGUACGACAAGUCCAACGCCUCCACGUUCCGUGUUGGAACCUUUUCACCACGAAUGAUGAGUGUGCCAUCACUCAGCUGCCUCGCGUCCGUCUUCCUGGACUUUGUUUUCAGCAAGGCGAUUACGUGGUAGUUGAUGCCCCUGCAGCUUCAAAAAGGGCGUGA